Molecule: messenger RNA, 963 nt
Organism: Amoebophrya sp. A25
Lineage: Eukaryota; Dinophyceae; Syndiniales; Amoebophryaceae
Source: the annotation of a GenBank genome assembly
AUGAGCUAUUUUAAGAAAAUACUGAAAGCUGCAAAAGCAGUUGAAGAAGGAAAAUGUCUCGACUCCGCCGUCUCAUCUAUGCUUGCGCGAGUAGAGGAGGAGAAGCGAGCACGAGAUGCAGCAGAGGCGGAGAAGAUGUCCUUCUUGGAGGCCUACUCUGAUUCUUCUGAGCAAACAAAACUUGGAGAUGGAAGGCAGAGGAAGCGCGCAAAAGUAACAAUACUAGUAGAGGAAGCUGCCAAAGAACAAAUCAAAAAAGUCAUCGCCUCUCCCUCGCAUUGUGAGCCUACGUAUCGCAAAGAGGCAGACGGGUCAUCAAGAGGAGUACUGAUGGCCGGAGAGUGCGGCAGGGAGGUGUGGAGGGGGAGCAAGCUUCUUAUACAGGAGGCGUCGCUGUCGUGGAGAACUGCUGGCUGCACAGAAAAAGUUGAAGCUUUUGUUCCACAUCCUCCAAUAAUAUUUGCGCCAAAAGGGAAGUGGUACGAGUUGGCGCAGGAGGAUGGACCACCUCCCGGUGAGGCUGCAGACGAGUGGGAAGUUCCGAGUCCGAACUCCUUGCCAGAGGCAGCAGAUUUUGCUGAUAUCAUCUUGCAGACGACCGAUCUGCACUACAUCUUUGGCGACUGUCCCCUCGGAAAACUAGCGGCGUUUUUAUUCUAUACGGAUAGCGGAGGCAGUACGCUGAGCCAAGCUUUGUGGAUUGGCCGUUUUUGUACAGACGGCACAUUGGGCGACGUGGCGAAGAAGUUCGUGUUUUGGAGCGGCCGCUGCCGCAUACACCAGGGCGCGAUCUGCGGCAGAGAAGCAGCUGACAUGCUGCUUACGCUAUCGUCGAUCCGGCCACGCACUUGGGAAAAGCGGACACACCUUGCGGCACUGAUAAUUACUCACUUGCUAUGGCGUACUCGAUUACAGUUAGGACACAAGCACAAGGAGAGUAAACGUGUAACUUCACUCGCAUGA